Messenger RNA from Racocetra persica, 725 nucleotides. The record is from the annotation of a GenBank genome assembly. Lineage: Eukaryota; Fungi; Glomeromycota; Glomeromycetes; Diversisporales; Gigasporaceae.
ACAAUAAUAUCUCUCUACCAAACAAUGCCAGCAUCUCAUACGACCCACCCUGUCUCCCCCAAAAUAAUGUUUAUGAUCCCUUACCUUCUACCUCUUUGGCCCAUCCUUCUAUAAAUGUUUAUUUGCUGAUGACUCGGGUUGAGGAUGGUCAGCAUAGGGAAAUCCUCAUUCCUCUCUUUAAUGUAAACAAUUUACCCCCGUUAGUCUACUAUAACUCUGACUUGGACAAUUCUACAGGAAACACUUAUCUCGAGAAAGAUAGUGCUAAGCCUGAUCUCCGUGAAUGUAUUACAAAUGCCCUUGCUGUCAAAUUCCCUCAUCAUAUUGACACUGGUGAUACACUCCCGAUUAAACAAUAUCCCUACCAGUAUUCUCCUGCUAAGAAAAAGAUUAUCCAAGAUAAAAUCGGCCAUAUGAUUUUAACCGGUAUCAUUCGCCCUUGUCAAAGCCUCUGGACCUCCCCCAUUGUAUUGGUUUCCAAAAAAGAUAGGAGUACUCAAUUCUGCAUCAACUAUCGAAAGCUCAAUGCUAUCACUAUAAAAGAUAAUUACCCUCUUCCUCGUAUUGAUGACCUCCUGAAAGCCCUUUCCGGAUCGAGCUGGUACAGCUCCUUAAACAUUGCCAGUGGAUACUUGCAGGUCAAAGUUGAUGAAUCGAAUCAUCUCAAAACCACCUUUACCACCCCUUUUGGUACUUUUCAAUUCAAUGUUAUGCCAUUCGGCUUG